Messenger RNA from Gadus macrocephalus (Pacific cod), 2288 nucleotides. It is a transcript of the gene brd9, whose product is annotated as bromodomain containing 9. The transcript has 17 exons. NCBI's taxonomy places the organism in Eukaryota, Metazoa, Chordata, Actinopteri, Gadiformes, Gadidae. Gene Ontology annotation, cellular component: nucleus. The record is from RefSeq and is a predicted model, not a curated record. Gene Ontology annotation, biological process: regulation of transcription by RNA polymerase II. The coding region runs from base 95 to 2107 and encodes 670 amino acids.
CCGUCACUUCCGGCCGUGGACCUAUGUUGUAGUUAGCUCAUCUGUUAGCUCAUACCAAGAAAGCUACCCAAUUGGAUAUUUAUAAGUCGAAAAAAUGGGAAAGAAACAUAAGAAACACAAACCGGAGUGGAGAACAGUAGAUGACUACGAGGACAAGCCUCACGAAAAACCUCUGAAGCUCGUCCUCAAAGUGGGUGGCAGCGAGGUGACAGAACUCUCUGGGUCAGGACAUGACUCCAGCUAUUACGACGACAGGUCCGACCACGACCGAGAACGACAUAAGGAGAAGAAGAAGAAGAAGAAGAAGAAAUCUGACAAGGACAAAGACAAACAUGUCAAUGAUGAGGAGAGGAGACGACGCAAGGAGGAAAAGAGGAAGAAGAGGGAGCGUGAACAGAAUGAAUCUCAGGCAGCAGCCUCAGCAUCCUCUGCUCCUAAUGUUGGCGUGGCUGUUGAACCCUUCACUUUGCCAAAGAGUAUAAGCAUUUCAAUAGAGCCGGAAGAGAAAAAAAGGAAGAAGUUUGAUCUUGAGCCUGAGUUGGAAGACUUUCACCCCAAUAUCAGCAUCAAGAUGGAGAUGGAUCCAUUGGGGGACAGGCCGGUCCGGGCCUGCAGGACACAGCAAGAGAAUGAGUGUACUCCUCGUCAACAACUCCUGGAGCACUUCCAGCGCCAGCUCCAGAGAAAAGACCAGCACGGGUUCUUCGCCUUUCCAGUGACUGAUGCCAUUGCCCCAGGCUACUCGACAAUCAUCAAACAUCCCAUGGACUUCAGCACCAUGAAAGACAAGAUUUUUGCCAAUGAAUACACUACUAUGACAGAAUUCAAGGCUGACUUUAAGCUGAUGUGUGACAACGCCAUGGUGUACAAUAGACCAGAGACUGUCUAUUACAAAGCUGCCAAGAAGCUGCUCCACACAGGCUUCAAGAUGAUGAGCAAGGAGCGUCUGUUGGCGCUGAAGCGCAGCAUGUCUUUUAUGCAGGACAUGGACUACUCCCAACAAGCCGCCAUCCUGGGAGACGAAGACCUGGUGGAGGAAACCCCUCCCCUGGAGAUAAUCCCCCUCCCUGUGGAGUUCGCCAAGAAGUCUAAAAAGCAGCCAGUCAAAGACCUGAAAGAGGCUAUAAACUACCUGUUCGAGCCAGAAGGAAACGCCUGCAGUCUAACUGACAGCACAGCGGAGGAGCAUGUGCUGGCCUUGGUGGAGCACGCUGCAGAUGAGGCCCGGGACCGCAUCAACCGCUACAUGCCCAACUCUAAGAUGGGCUACUUGCGUAAAGAAGCAGAGAGCGCUAUCGUUUAUGCUGUCGUGAAUAAGCUUGACCCUGAUAAAGGAGAUGAGGAGACCCACCCGGUGGACUUAAAUUCCCUAUCGAAUAAACUGUUGCCUGGAUUAACGACCCUGGGAUUUAAAGACGACCGGAGACACAAAGUGACCUUCCUCAGUAGUGCCUACAACACACAGAGCCUGCAGAAGAACUCCAUCUACCCAGACCUGCUCCCAGAUGAGAUGGACAUGCUCUACUCAGCCUAUGGCGAUGACACCGGGGUACAGUGUGCUCUGAGUGUCCAGGAGUUUGUCAAAGGCUGUGGAAGUGUCACAAAGCGCUUGGUGGAUGGCCUCCUGGAUAAGAUGACUGCAGGGGAUCACACAAAAGCUGUCCAUCAAAUCAGACAGAAAAGAAACAUGAGCCCGAAAUCUGACGAGACCAAAGCAGAUAUUUGUGCUAUGCAGAUCACAGAUGGAGGUGGUCUGGGAGAGAGCAGCUCAGUGCUGGAAUUCAUGUCGCUGAAGGGCUACCCUGACAUGUCUCUAGAUAUUUCCAUGCUCAAUUCCUUAGGUAAAAGUGUGAAGAAGGAGGCGGGACAUGAGGAGGGCCAGCAGCACUUUGAGGAGGCAGACAAACUGCUGCAGGAGUUCCAGGAGGGCCAGGGGGAGCGGGUGGGCUCCAGGCCCUCCUCCAACCUGUCCUCACUGUCCAAUGCCUCCGAAAGGGACCAGCAGCACCUGGGGAGUCCGUCCCACCUGGGGGGCGCUUCGGAGAUGGUGCAUGACCCCUACGAGUUUCUGCAGUCACCAGAGCACGGGUCAACAGCCAACAGCUAAUUACACGCACACUGCUUUAGAACAGUGUUGUUGGCCAUAGGUGCAUCAAGGAAAACCCUAGAGCUGUUAUGACAGCUAAUAGUAAUUGUACAAACUGUAUUUCAUGUUUUUUUAAUGUUUUUUUUAUUGAUUGUAACUUCGGAAAAAUAAAUAAUUAUAUUCCUUGUGUGUAAAAACUGAA